This is a messenger RNA of Plodia interpunctella (Indianmeal moth), 2239 nucleotides long. RefSeq lists its product as uncharacterized. NCBI's taxonomy places the organism in Eukaryota, Metazoa, Arthropoda, Insecta, Lepidoptera, Pyralidae. The record is from RefSeq and is a predicted model, not a curated record. The coding region runs from base 546 to 2156 and encodes 536 amino acids. The transcript is spliced from 8 exons.
CAUGUAAACAAUCUUCGCAUAAAUAAGUCGAAUAUUGUUGAAAAUAAUUCAAAUAUUACUUCACACCCAUACAUUCUUAAGUCCAACAUUUAGUACUGUGUACUUUUUCACCAGGACGAAUUUAUCUAAAGACACAAUUAUUGAUAAAUAAUUUAAUAAAUAGUCUAACGUACUUUCAUAAUUUAUUAAUGCUUGAUUAACAAUCAUUAUAUUUAUCACAUUUCAGUUAGGUUAGGCUGAAAUUCAAUCCAAAAGAAUAGUGUUAUGAGUUCAAGGCAAUGAUGAUUACAAAAGUAUUUACUUACCCAUAUAUUGUGUACUAAGAUCAUAACGAAUUUCGUAAUUCAGACGGCAAACCGUAUUUGCCCAUAAAAAUUUACAUCGGAUCCCAUAGGUCUGAUAAGAUAAAAUGUAGGUUUUUAUUUGUAUUUACGGAGAAUUACUGCAUAUGCUGAGAAUACUAUAAAUACUAAUAAAGGUGUUCGACAUAAUCAGAACUCUGCUUCUAUUCGUGUAACUUUGACCUUUGAAGUGAUUUUCUAAAAAUGCGCGCCAUUUUUUCACUGGGCUCCAUACUGCUCAUGUCUGUGGCAUGUACAACUUUCGGACUUCCUGCAAGUGGCGAAUCAUCACCAACACAGAAUGCUCUUGUUUUACGGCAACAACAACUGGAUAUCAUUGGAAAUACUAGACGCCUAAUCGAACAAUUAGUAGAGAACCUACAGAAGGCUGCUAAGGAGGCUAUGGAUGCAGUAGCUCAGUUCAGAGAUGGUAUUCUUGAACAAGCCAAAUUAAUCCAAGAAAGGAUGGUGGCAGAGAUUCAGAAACUGAAAGAGCGGGUUGAUAGUGCCUUUCAAACGGUUUACGAUAAAUUCGUAAAUUCUGGCCAAGAAGUCAGGGAAUGUAUUGAUAAGCAGAAAGUACAUGCGGAAUCAGUCUUCAAUGACACCAUGAAAGACACCAUCGCCUGCGCUGAUGAACGCAUUAAAGACAUCGCUGAACAACUGGAUAGUCUCACAAGCCUAGCUACUAAUGCUUCUGAGUUCGCUAAUGCGGCGCUGGAUGACAUGAGGGCCUGUAUCGAUAAAAACCAGCCGAGCAUGAUGACUGUCGGCGCGUGCUUGGGCAGUGUUGCAUUGAGGACUGAAAUGAGAGGAGCUGUCUUCUUGACUCAGAGUGGCCUUCAGAUUGGCCGUCUCAACCUGCAACUGUCAACUUUGCCUGCUGCUCUGGAAGUGUGUGCAGGAACACGCUUGGUCCAAGCUGGAGUGGCUACAGCUAGAUUGAUCAUGGAAAUAGGAAGCUGCUCCGCCUCAUCCAUUUUCACCUCAUUUGUCGACUCCACAGCUCUGAUGUAUUUGACAGAAUCAAAAAACUUAAUACGUGAAAACCAUUAUCUGAGAAAAGUACAACUCCAUGAUGAUAAUUUUAAUAAAGCCCAAGAAUUUUCAAGGAUGCUUGAAGUGCAAGAUCAGAGAAAUUUGAGGAGCCUCUCGGAUUUAUGGGAAAGCAUAAAAAAUACUGCUGUUAAUACUUGGAAUCAUAUCAAAAAUAUUGCCAAUAAAACAAAAGAGAAGAUAAAGGAAAUGAUUGAACAAUUUAAAGAUAAAAUAAAUCAAAUACAAACAAAAUUUGAGGAACGUAUAAAAGAACUGCAAGGGCAAAUACAAGAAAUGAUCGACAAAGCUAUAAGCACAGGUCAAAAUGUAAAGAAAUGUGCUGAAGAAGAAAAAGAAGUAAUAGGUAACCUUACGAAGGAAAUUUUAAAGAACGUGUCUCUGUGUGUAUCUGAAAACUUAAAGCAGCUCUCACUGUUGGAACUUUCACUGAGGAUUGAAUUCGAUGAUACAGACUUCCAAAACAAACUAAAGGGCAAACUCGAUAAAUGUGUCGAAAGAGGAGAUGUCAACGAAGAGUGUUUAUAUGGGGUGAGAGAAGAUUUAUUCAAUGAUGUGGACGCAAUGGAAAAUGAAUUUCUUCAAAGCGGGGCACAAACUAGAAGCGUAGCAGAGGAUAUUCUAAAUACAAUAAUAGCUUGUACUACAGAAGGGCUGUUAGUUGCAUCAGCAAAUAUAACUAUGGAAGCAAUAACUAUUAUCAAAUGUGCCGCAGAAGAUUCAGAAACGACAGACGACACAUACAUGACGCUUGAAUAAUAAUGCAUUAUAUUAAAACAAAAUUUACCUUGUACUCGAGAAACAAAUCUAACUAAUAAAUAAAUCUCUAUUCUACUUAGUAA